Messenger RNA from Poecilia reticulata (guppy), 4736 nucleotides. RefSeq names its product sortilin related VPS10 domain containing receptor 3a (gene sorcs3a). The record is from RefSeq and is a predicted model, not a curated record. Gene Ontology annotation, cellular component: membrane. Gene Ontology annotation, molecular function: protein binding. Lineage: Eukaryota; Metazoa; Chordata; Actinopteri; Cyprinodontiformes; Poeciliidae.
CACUAGAACACUGAGCGUCUCUUCCGGGCGCUCACUCGGCAGCUGGCUCAGAAUCAGCUCCUCCCUCCUGUGUGGUGGCUUUUCCGACCAAAAGCUCCUCAGACGUGAACAGUUUCGCUGAGGAGCACUUUACUCCCCCCUCAGCCCUUUCCCCCCGCUGCUUCCCCCCCUCCUUGGAAAAACAUCCAGGCGGACAACCGAGGCGUCACUUUCUGCAUAGCGACCUGAGUGAGAGGAGUUGAGGUGUCGGAUAAUCAGGUCUCCAGUCGUCCUUCACCCGGAUCUCUGUCAGCGAUGGAGACUCGGGCUGGCACCCGCCCAGGCUCGCGCAUCUCCCUGGGUCUCUGGCUGCUGAUCACCGCUCAUGCCCUCCAACACGCCAGGGCGGAGAUAAGUUGCGGAUCUUGCCCGUCGCCUGUUCAACUUCACCGGGAGGAGCUGCAGCUGGCGCCGGGGGUGCGCUCCGACCCCGCGGAGGAGGCGGUUGAGGUCAGGGAACCCCGGGUUACCGGUCGGGAAUCUGGGAUGCUUGCUACUUCUGUCCCUAAUUUUAGUUUGGAUGAAGUUAAACCAGCCGAUUCCGAGCCUGGGGUGGCUGAGGAUGCUGCGCUCUGGAGAGCCAAGAGGAGCGCUCCAGACUUUAACGAGUUCAGCGACAGCGACUGGACCAGCCGGACCGCGCAGCUGGAUAGCCACAAAGCUGACCGGUCGGAAUUCGGGUGGAACAGGCAGGAUGGGAGAGGAAAUACCCGGCAGGAUGAGCCCAGACUCAACAGCAGCACCUUCGCUCUCACUGGGGACUCGGCGCACAACCACGCCGUGGUCUACUGGACCGGACAAAACAGCAGCGUCAUCCUUAUUCUUACCAAACUCUAUGACUUUCACAUCGGCAGCGUCACUGAGAGCACUCUCUGGAGAUCUACAGACUACGGAUCAACAUAUGAGAGGAUGAACGACAAAAUCGGGUCCAAGGCCGUCCUCAGUUACCUUUACGUUUGCCCAACCAAUAAAAGGAAGAUUAUGGUCCUGACUGAUCCGGAGUUUGAGAGCAGCGUGCUCAUCAGCACUGAUGAGGGAGCCAGUUUCCAGAAGUACCGGCUCUCCUUCUUCGUCCUGAGCCUUUUAUUCCACCCCACAGAGGAGGACUGGGCCUUGGCCUACAGCCACGACCAGAAGUUGUACAGCUCAGUCGACUUUGGAAGGAAAUGGAUGCUCAUCCACGAACACGUCACCCCGAACAGAUUCUACUGGUCUGUUUCUGGACUGGACAAAGAACCAGAUCUGGUCCACAUGGAGGCUCACACUCCGGAUGGAAAUGUGCAGUAUGUCACAUGCAGAGCUCAGAUGUGCUCCGAAGCCAACCGGAAUUAUCCGUUCCCGGGAUACAUCGACAUCAGCUCUCUGGUGGUUCAAGACGACUACAUUUUCAUACAGGUUCCCACCUCUGGACGAGCCACUUAUUACGUCUCCUACAAGAGAGAAGCUUUCAUACAAAUCAAACUGCCAAAAUACUCCCUGCCUAAGGAUUUGCACAUCGUCAGCACCGACGGGAAGCAGGUCUUUGCAGCAGUGCAGGAGUGGAACCAGAACGACACCUACAAUCUCUACCUGUCUGACACCAGAGGGAUCUUCUUCACCUUGGCCAUGGAAAAUGUCAAGACAACCAGGGGCAUCGCUGGGAACCAGAUGUUGGACCUGUAUGAGGUGGCUGGAAUCAAAGGGAUGCUAAUCGCAAACAAGAAGCAGGACAACCAGGUGAAGACCUACAUCACCUACAACAAAGGCCGGGACUGGAGGCUCCUGCAGGCGCCGACUGCAGACCUGGAUGGAAACAACAUCCACUGCAUCCUGCCGUCUUGUUCCCUUCAUCUCCAACUGCAAGCGUCAGAGAACCCGUACGUGUCGGGAACGAUCUCCACCAAGAGCUCUGCUCCGGGGAUCAUCGUUGCCACAGGAAACAUUGGAGCAGAGCUGUCUUAUAACAACGUCGGCAUGUUCGUAUCAUCGGAUGCAGGGAACAACUGGAGACCGAUUUUUGAAGAAGAGCACAAUAUCUGGUUCCUGGACGCAGGAGGCGCCCUCGUUGCGGUGAAGCAGCCGUCUGUGCCAACUAAACAUCUCUGGGUCAGCUUUGAUGAAGGGAGGCAGUGGACCCAGCACAGCUUCUCCUCGGCGCUGCUGUUUGUGGACGGAGUGUUGGUGGAGGCCGGCGCAGACAACCAGAUCAUGACCUUCUUUGGACACUUCAGCCACCGCUCUGAGUGGCAGCUCAUCAAGAUAGACUACAAGUCCAUCUUCAGCAGGAAGUGCACCGAGGAAGACUACCAAACCUGGCACCUGCACAACAAGGGCGAGCCGUGUGUAAUGGGUCAGAAGCAGAUUUACAUGAAGCGCCGGCCUGGAAACUACUGCAUGCUGGGAAGGGACUACUCCAGAAUCCUCUCAGCUGAAUCCUGUAUUUGCCGAGCUCAUGAUUUUGAAUGCGAUUAUGGAUACGAGCGGCGGAACGACGGGAACUGCCGGCCGGCCUUCUGGUUCAAUCCGUCCUCUGUGUCCAGAAGCUGCAGCCAGGGUCAGAACUACUUCAACAGCACAGGGUACCGUAAAGUGGUGCUGAACAACUGCACCAAGGGCGUGAAGGAGAUGUACACGGCCAGGAAGCAGCAGUGCCCCAACAGGCCCCCAAAAGGACUCAGCCUGGCCACCAAAGACGGGAAAGUCACCGCCAACAUGGGCAGCAACGUCACCUUCGUGGUGCACCUGGACGAGGGAGACUCUUUGAGGACGAACAUCCAGCUGGACUUUGGCGAUGGCACAGCGGUGUCCUACUCCAACCUGAGCUGGACGGAGGAGGGAAUAAAACACGUCUACAAGUCAGCGGGAAUAUUCCGAGUCACGGCGCUGGCAGAGAACACGCUGGGCUCCGACACCACUACGCUGUACCUGCACGUCACGUGUCCGGUGGAGCACGUCCAGCUCCUUGCUCCCUUCGUGGUGAUCAGAAACAAGGAGGUGAACAUCACCGCGGUGGUCCUGCCCAGCCAAUCACGCACCGUCACCUACUUCUGGUGGCUUGGCAACAACACAGAGCCGGUGAUAACUCUGGAUGGCAGCAUCUCAUACACCUUCAGGAGUGAAGGAAUGACCAGCAUCACAGUUCAGGUGGCAGCAGCUAACGCCAUCCUGCAGGACACCAAGAGCAUCGCGGUCAAAGAAUUCUUCAAAUCUCUGCUUUUAUCUUUCUCCCCGAACUUGGACGAGUUCAACCCCGACAUACCCGAGUGGAGGCAGGAUGUGGGCAGAGUAAUUAAGAAGGCUCUGCUACAAGUGUCAGACUUCCCAGAGGAUCAGCUCUUGGUCGCCGUUUUUCCAGGACUUCCAACAGCUGCAGAACUUUUCCUGCUACCCAACAAGAACCAGUCUGAGGGCAAGAAGAGGAGUGAGGAAGAGCUAGAGAAGGCGUCCAGCGUCAUCGUAAGCGCACUGAACCAAAACCUUGUGGAGUUUGAGCUGAAGCCCGGCGUCAGAGUCAUCGUCUACAACACACAGCUAACGCUGGCGCCGCUGGUGGACUCCAGUCCCAGACACAGCAGCUCUGCGAUGCUCAUGCUCCUCUCGGUGGUGUUCCUGGGCCUCGCCGUCUUCCUCAUCUACAAGUUUAAGAGAAAAAUACCUUGGAUCAACAUAUACGCUGAGGUGAACCAGGAGAAGGAGCAGGAGAUGAUUGGCUCGGUCGGUCAGGCCGACGGCACGCCGAAAAUCACUCUGAGCGAGUUCACAGCGUCCAAAGAGCUCAUGGAGAAGGAACUGGAUGCCCGGGUCAAGAGAGGAGUCGGAAACGCCUGCGAGAACACAAGGGAGAUCCCAAACUGUACCAGCGUGUAGAAGCUGCGGUUUGUGUUCAGAGCGAGUGUCACAGUGUCCGGGCUUCUUCUCUAUUUCUGUUUUGUAAUUCUAAACACAACUGAUGUUAAUAGUUUUUCUAAAAGGCCUCAUUUAUACAGACUUGCAUGGAUGUCUCGUUGGGCAACAUCCAAUGCAGCGAUGGGAUCUCUGCUACGACGACGAGACUUUUGGGUUUCCGUGGAUGUAAACGCUCCAUUCAUUUGCUGAGGGAAUUAUCUUUUGUGGAUGAGUUCUGUACAUUUCCUGAGAUGUUUGCUUUGAAAAUCAUUUCUGCCUAAAUGUAGACUAUAUUGUCAGAGUCUUCAAUCAAACAGGGAAUAUUACUGAAAUGUAUAGUAUUAUCUUUUGUUCUGUUCCAUGUAAAUAUCCUUUCUACAUGCUCGUAGUCUUAUGGCGGCGGCGUGAGAUCUGACGGCCGUCUGUUUUUGAAGGUGUGUUUAAAACGUCAGACAUCGCUCACGGAGAAACAUUUUGCUUUGCUGACGUCCUUGACUUGUGCAUGUUCCUACUGAGGACACGGUUUCUGUGUUGUAGAUAAGCAAGUGUUGUAAAUAGUUCUUUUCUAAACAUUCGUCUAAGCCCAGUCGGUUCUGGCCAGGUUCUGUUCUGCCGUCAUCCUCUUCAGUUGCUGUUGAAACGGGUCGAUCUGCUAAUGUUCAGCUGCCGUUACCAGAUUUACUCUGCAAGCAAAACAUGGCGGAUCAACAUGAGGAGGAUUGUGUAUAAUAUAUUUAUAUUUUCAGUAGAAAUAUACUCGAGAUAACCAGACAUUUUAACUAGAUGAGUGUCCUUGAACCAAACAUUAAAAGCUUCUGGCAUCAUUGCCUCCA